Messenger RNA from Pan troglodytes (chimpanzee), 267 nucleotides. RefSeq names its product hepatocellular carcinoma, down-regulated 1 (gene HEPN1). The record is from RefSeq and is a predicted model, not a curated record. The transcript has a single exon. Lineage: Eukaryota; Metazoa; Chordata; Mammalia; Primates; Hominidae. Bases 1 to 267 code for a protein of 88 amino acids.
AUGGGUAACCGGGGCCUUGGAAUUGCUCCAUGGGUUGAUGGCGAAUCAGAGCUGGAGUUUAGGAGACUAGGGAUGCAAGGACCCUUGGAGGCAUUAAGGAGGAGGGAACGGAAUACACAGAGGGCCUCCUUCUCUUUCAGCUUUUUAAUUGCCCUCUCUCCUCACACAGUAGAUUACUGCCACUCCUAUGAACUGUUCAAUAGGCGGUGGCAUGGGCAUGUCCUGGCUACACAGCGGCCCAGCCUCUUUAUUUUGAUGUUAGUGUGA